AUGAAGGAGGAAAAGCAUGUGUGGUCGUCGGUAACCCAACAUGAUGAACGUUUGGACUAUAUGGAUGAGCAGGAAAAAAGGAGACGCUCAGGAGUCUUCCGUGGCUAUGAUGUGAAUUACAAUCACAAUGAUGCUGAGAUAUUCGCUAAACUUGGACUUGGGCCAGAUCGAACCACGAUUUCCCUUUACGGUCCCAAACAACAACUUUCGGUUGCAAAAAUCGGGAAUUUGCGUUGUAUUUUCUUCAUUGAUUUUUAUAAUUUUGGAAGGAACACAACUGCAUACGAACAGGAGAAGUCGCUGAUUGCUAAAAUCGGCAAGAAGUUCUUUGAUAGGACGACGGCUGACACGUUCAGUGCAGUGUUGACGUCAUACGGCUAUGUUCGCUCACUUGAUGAGGACAAGCGCCAUCGUAGUGGAUUAUUUGAUCCCGAAUACGAAAUACAACAUGAUUUCUCCGAUUCUGAAGAAACUCUUGCAAAAAUGACGAUUUCUACUGAUGGGAACAAUCCUACGCGAACUUCUGAGUAG
Messenger RNA from Angiostrongylus costaricensis, 531 nucleotides. NCBI's taxonomy places the organism in Eukaryota, Metazoa, Nematoda, Chromadorea, Rhabditida, Metastrongylidae. The record is from the annotation of a GenBank genome assembly.